UGAUUGGCCACACCCACAUCCACCCUACCUGCUCCUACCUCCUACCUGUACACUCCCUGAUAAUAAGAAUGAUCCUGAUUGGCCAAUCCCCAACCCCUCCCUCCCUGGGCUCCUCCUUAGUGUUCUGAGGAAGUCAGCUGUCACUCUGCUGCUGCUUCUCAGUGUGUGAAGUUGCCGUUUGGAAGAUUUACAAAAAUGGCGUCAGCGUCUUCUCAGGAGGAGGACUCCUUCACUUGUCCAGUCUGCCUGGGGCUGUUGAGGGAUCCAGUGACAACUGCCUGUGGACAUAAUUUCUGUAUGAAGUGCAUUAAGGGCUGCUGGGAUCAGGAGGAUGGGAAAGGAGAAUACAGCUGCCCCCUGUGCAAACACACCUUCGACUCAAGGCCUGUUCUCCAUAAAAACCGUCUGAUGGCUGAAAUGGUGGAGAAGUUCGGGAAGACUAGAUUUCAAGCUGCUGCUACUGCUCGCUGUUAUGCUGGACCUGGAGAUGUGGCCUGCGACGUCUGCACCGGUAGAAAACGCAAAGCUGUCAACAACUGCACCGGUAGAAAACUCAAAGCUGUCAAGUCCUGUCUGGAGUGUUUAGUAUCCUACUGUGACACUCACUUGAAAGCUCAUGAUGAACUUAAUCCAGGUAGAAACCACACCAUGGUUGAUGCCACAGGCCAGCUACAGGAGAUGGUCUGUCCCCGUCAUAAAAAGGUUUUUGAAAUAUUCUGCCGCACCGAUCAGAGUUGCAUCUGCUAUCUGUGUAUGGUGGACGAUCAUAAAGGCCACGACACGAUCACGGCUACGGCAGAGUGGAGUCAUAAAAAGGAGGGGUUGGGGCAGAGCCAGAGGAGAUGCCAGCAGAGAAUCCAGUCGAAGGAGAAGGAGCUGCAGGAGCUGAGGAAGGCUGUGGAGACUCUCAAGUCUGGUGCGCAGACAGCAGUGAAGGAGAGUGAGAGGAUGUUUACUGAGAUGAUCCGCUCCAUUGAGAGAAGGAGCUCUGAGGUGACAGAGCUGAUCAGAGCUCAGGAGAAGGCUGAGGUGAGUCGAGCUGAAGGACUCCUGAAGCGACUGGAGCAGGAGAUUGCUGAGCUGAAGAGGACAGAUGCUGAGAUGAAUCAGCUUUCACUGACACAGGAUUCCAUCAAUUUCCUCAAGAUCAAACAACCUCCAGGAGGAUUCAAACCUGCGACCCUGUAA
Molecule: messenger RNA, 1188 nt
Organism: Engraulis encrasicolus (European anchovy)
Lineage: Eukaryota; Metazoa; Chordata; Actinopteri; Clupeiformes; Engraulidae
Product: E3 ubiquitin-protein ligase TRIM47-like
Exons: 4
Coding region: 196-1188 (330 amino acids)
Molecular function (GO): zinc ion binding
Source: RefSeq, a predicted model, not a curated record